Molecule: messenger RNA, 740 nt
Organism: Rhodamnia argentea
Lineage: Eukaryota; Viridiplantae; Streptophyta; Magnoliopsida; Myrtales; Myrtaceae
Exons: 1
Coding region: 111-737 (208 amino acids)
Source: RefSeq, a predicted model, not a curated record
ACCCUUCAAAGUCCAAGAAGAUCGAAGAGCCUUCCCUCUUGAACAGCAGAUAAGACAUUUCUCCCCCCCCCUCUCCUUCCUCCAUCGCUCCCAUCAGGAAGGCCCACGCCAUGAAGAAGCUCUACCGCAGAUCAGUCACCGUCCACCCCUCGCCGCCCCCGGCGCCCCCGGCGCCGCCCAUCUACGACCACAACCACCUCCUCUCCCUCCUCCCCGCUGCCAUCCUCGCCCUCACCGCCGCCCUCUCCCCUCAAGACAGGGAGGUCCUGGCCUAUCUUGUCUCCAGCUACAACAACAACCACUUCAACAACCGCGGCAAGAACAGAAGCAGCAACUGCGACCACCCUCCUUGCUUCACCUGCGACUGCUUCCGGUGCUACAUGAGCUACUGGGUCCGGUGGGACUCGUCACCGAACCGCCAGCUCAUACACGAGGUCAUCGAUGCCUUCGAGGACGGGCUGGUGCUCAAGAGCAAGGGCAAGAACCACCACAGGGGCGUGAAGGGCAAGAACGGCAGGGACAGGAGGAACAGAUCAGGGCUCGGCGCCGCGCAGCCGGCCGCCGAGCCGAAGGGGCCCGAGCCGAGCCCGGCCAAGAGCGAGUCGGCCGACAAGAAAGAAGAGGCGAACUCUGGCGGCGGCGAGGUGGGUAGCGGCGGAGAGGAAGAGCUGGAGAAAGGGUCGGUGAGGAGGCUGGUGAGCUUCAUCGGAGAGAGGAUUUGGAGUGCUUGGAAUUGAUCU